Molecule: messenger RNA, 1352 nt
Organism: Hippocampus zosterae (dwarf seahorse)
Lineage: Eukaryota; Metazoa; Chordata; Actinopteri; Syngnathiformes; Syngnathidae
Product: apolipoprotein A-IV-like
Exons: 4
Coding region: 400-1203 (267 amino acids)
Biological process (GO): very-low-density lipoprotein particle remodeling; lipoprotein metabolic process; reverse cholesterol transport
Cellular component (GO): blood microparticle; high-density lipoprotein particle; chylomicron
Molecular function (GO): phosphatidylcholine-sterol O-acyltransferase activator activity; phospholipid binding; cholesterol binding
Source: RefSeq, a predicted model, not a curated record
UCAUGGUGUCAAAGUGUGAUACUCAUUUCCAAGAUUGUCCCCCCCCACCCCUUUUUUUCCCUUAUCCUGACGACGAAAUCAGUAAAAGAAACACCUGGCGUGAUCUUAUUACAAAGUCCAGCAGUACCAUCUUCCCAUGUUUAUCCGGUGUUAUCGGGACGCCAAUGGCAGCAUAAACACUCACCGCAGGAUGUCCUCACUACUUUUCAGAAAGCAGUUGUCACUACUCCGACGUGGAAGCAUACAUAAAACUAGCCCAGGUCCGUCUUUAAACUCGUUUUCACAUCGCAUUGUUAGCUAGCCGAAGUCAUGUGACGUGUUUGUGACAACACGGCAGGGACUCCUGGACUUCGCCUUCUUGAGUGUUACACUACUUCGAUAUAUAAAUAGGCAGCGCAGAUGCAGUCGACCAGAACACAGUCCACAAAGAGACACAAAAGAGCAGUCAUGAGGGUCUUUGUUUUGUUCGCUUUGGCGCUAGUUUCUGGCUGCAAUGGCAACUUCUUCCAUGCCGACGCACCCAAGACACGGAUGGAGGCUCUGACCGACGCUUUCUGGGACUACAUCGCGGAGGCCAGUAAACUUGCCGACGACACCCUGGAGAUGGUGACAAAGUCGGACUUUGGAGCUGAAGUCAACGCUCACUUGGCCGAAACCGCCGACGUGGCCAGCAGAUACGCCAGUAACCUGAAGGAGAAGCUUCCCUUGGCCACCCAGGGCCUGAUGGUCAAGAUCAGCGCCGAGGCCGACGUCCUGAAAAAAGUGCUGAGCCAGGACCUGAGCGCGGUCAGCGAGAAGGUUGAUCUGUUAUCUGACAGCAUGAAGUCCCAGAUCAAGGAGAAGGUGAAUCGGUUGAAGCAGGAGCUGACCGCUUACGCCGACAGCGUUGAUGCGGACCAGCUGAGAGACACCCUGCAGCAGCACAGCAAGGUGCUGAUGAACGGCCUGAUGAGUAGCAUCAGCAACGUGGAGCGCAAUCUGGAUCCCUUCGCCAAGGAAAUGGUGGAGCAGGUUAACCAGCACCUGAUGGCCUUGAAAGAAAACAUCAUGCCCGUGGCCCAGAGGGUGCAGGAAGACUUUCACGAUGGAAGCAGAAAGGUGCACCGCGUGGUGGCCCCCUACGCCGAAGACCUGAAGGAGAAGCUGCAGCAUUUUGCUGUGGACCUCCGGGAACACCUCGAGGCCUUCGUCAACAGUAACUAACUUGAGCUCAAGAGAUUCUCCUUGAAAUGUCGCUAAAAUCCAAAUUCUAUUUAUUCCCUACUUCGAUUGAUUGACAAAUAUUUGUUUUGAACUUUGUUGCUGUUCUCGAUUUUCUUAAGGAAAAUAAACACAAUUUUUUAUCAAACAAA